This is a messenger RNA of Propithecus coquereli (Coquerel's sifaka), 2190 nucleotides long. RefSeq names its product neuronal regeneration related protein (gene NREP). NCBI's taxonomy places the organism in Eukaryota, Metazoa, Chordata, Mammalia, Primates, Indriidae. Gene Ontology annotation, biological process: regulation of transforming growth factor beta receptor signaling pathway; axon regeneration; regulation of neuron differentiation. Gene Ontology annotation, cellular component: cytoplasm; nucleus. The record is from RefSeq and is a predicted model, not a curated record. The transcript is spliced from 5 exons. The coding region runs from base 375 to 581 and encodes 68 amino acids.
ACGCGCGGCCGCACGACCUCCGGGCCGGGCCCUGGGGUGCUCCCCGCCCCGGGCUUCCCCGCGGGCGGGAGCGGGGCGCGCGUCCCCAGCCGGGCGGCGGGGCCCGACCCGGGCCGUGUGCAAACGCGUGCAGCGCGGGCUCUUUGUGUGUCUGUGUGCGGCUCCGCGCCGCCGCGGGCACCAUUUUCUGCUUCGCUCAGGACAGGCACAUAAAAGGGAAGGCGGCUGCCGCCCGUCGCCGUCCUCUUUCCCUCAGAUGCCCUCUGCUGCAGGUGUAGAGAGGAGAGAGAGUGAACAGGGAGCGGGGCUUUUGUCUGUUGGUCUCCCUGGACUGAGGAGAGGGAGAAUAGACGCCCAAGACUAAGAUUCUCAAAAUGGUUUAUUACCCAGGACUCUGUGUCUGGGUCAGUCAAGAACCAUUUCCAAACAAGGAAAUGGCAGGAAGGCUUCCUCAGGGAAGACUUCCCGUCCCAAAAGAAGUGAACCGCAAGAAGAAGGAUGUGACGGCUGCUGCCUCCCUGACUCCACCGGGUGGCAAUGGACUCCACUCCCCGGGAAUCAGUUACCUCCACUUUUUUUAAUCGUAACACCUCCAUUUGUAUUACAUAUGGUGUAUGGGUAUUGAUGAGGUCAUGGUAUCAUAUAUGGGAUUUUUUUCUGUGUAAAUCAUCAAGUAUAAGAAGAAACUAUGGGACUCUGAGCCUUGCUUUAGAGAAUUUACAGUGGACAAAUAGCUAUCAUCAAACCAGUUUUUAAUCAUUCUGACUCAAGUGAAAACGCUCAGAAUUUCACACUGUGAAUCCACGUUUACAACCCUUACAGGUGGGCCUCCAGGCCUGGUUCGCUACAACAAUGUCUUCCACAACUCAAACUCCCACCGUGCUCACACAACCGGUCCACUCCCGCCUUUCACUCACACAGCUCCCGACUGCUUCUUGCAGAGGCUGAGAGUCCCCAUUUUUUUUUUCAUUUAGAUGUAACAAGCCUAGUAGUUUAUGUUCAUCAAUUGUCUGUAUAUCUCUAUAUUUUAUCCAUGUACUCUUUUGAUGUAUAGAAGUAGUUUGAAACUCAUUGUUUCCUUGUGGUAAGUGACCGAGAUGCUGCCACAGGACCUGAGACACUGAUGAAUGGUGCUAUUUUGGACUUUCAACAUGCUCCUUGGCGAGGUAGCUCUGAUGGAGUUAUUUUUUAUUUCCAUGUUCUAAGAAGGUGUUGGUACUCUGUUUCCCUGAAUGUUGUUCUCUAGACUGGAUUGACUUGUUUUCCUUGUGUCUUCAGUGUGGCUUUCUUCCUCAGUGUUGUAGGUUGAGUGAAUGCUACCAGAGUGUGAGAGGCUAUUGUCUCAUUGGCUGGCACUCACAGACAUGCAGUCACGGGAGCAAUCACAAAACUGUAAUCGACUUACCAAAUCUAUUCCUUCACGUAGCCUCGCCUGCCUAACUUAGAGAAAGAAAAGCAAUAAUUUUACAGGCGUUUUGAGGUGUCUCUUUGAGUUCUUUUUGUUUGAAAGGAUAUUUGGGGGGAAAGGGCAAAACUCUUUUUUAAUAUGCCCUCUGAAAAAAAAAAAAUCCAAAACAGCGGCAUCUGAGUAGGAAUAUGAAAAUUACACCUUUUCCAAAAAUGAAGUUGGAAAAAAUGUCUUUACAAAAUAAUAAUAAUUAAAAAAAAAUGGCAGAGUGCUCUUCUUUGGCGGUUUUGAUAAGCAUGGUGUAGAUUUUACAUUUUUGUCCUUGCUCCCAGUGAAGUGGAUAAACAAAAUAAAAUACCAUCUACUCAUGGAAUGUUGUUGUGUUAGCCAGUCUGAAAGCCCACCUUAAUUUUUAUAUAACUGUCUUUUAGCUCUUCCUUUGACAGGGCAGGCCUUGUUCUGAACUGUUCUGCUUCUGACUGUUUAACACCGACAACGCAUGCACUGCACUUCUUCGUUCUCUUCUCGCUCUCCCAUUGGCCUGAGUUUCUCGUGCGUCCCCCCGCCCCACCCUUUGUUAGAAUAGGUAUAUCAGCUGUGUAAAUAGAGCAAGAAACAGUAUUCUGCAUCUGUGGCAUUUAUGUAGAGUUGCAGUUGUGUACUGCUGAAAAUGCAGGCUUUUGUAACAAUGUGAUCUUUACUGAUGCACUCAUGACAAGUACCCAAUGUAUUUUAGCUAUUUUAGUAGUAUUUGUUCAAUAAAUAUGCAAGCUGUAAGGUAA